AUGAUUUAUCGACCCUUGACACCUUUUAAGAUUGAAAAUGACAACAAACGUCUGCUUCAAUUACUAAGGAAAACUAAUGCCGAACUAAAAGUCAUAACAAACAGUUCCUCCAAUCUCGGUAACGCUUAUCAAAGUCUAGGACAGUUCAAAACAGCCAUCCAGCACCAUCAACGUCAUCUAGAAAUUGCUAAAGAGGUGGGAGACAAGGCCGGAGAGGGGAGAAGUUACUGCAAUCUCGGCAACGCUUAUCAAAGCCUAGGACAGUUCAAAACAGCCAUCCAGUACCAUCAACGUCAUCUAGAAAUUGCUAAAGAGGUGGGAGACAAGGCCGGAGAGGGAAUCAGUUAUGGCAAUCUCGGCAACGCUUAUCAAGGUCUAGGACAGUUCAAAACAGCCAUCCAGUACCAUCAACGUCAUCUAGAAAUUGCUAAAGAAGUGGGACACAAGGCUGGAGAGGGAGGAAGUUAUGGCAAUCUCGGCAACGCUUAUCAAGGUCUAGGACAGUUCAAAACAGCCAUCCAGUACCAUCAACGUCAUCUAGAAAUUGCUAAAGAAGCGGGAGACAAGGCCGGAGAGGGAAUCAGUUAUGGCAAUCUCGGCAACGCUUAUAAAGGUCUAGGACAGUUCAAAACAGCCAUCCAGUACCAUCAACGUCAUCUAGAAAUUGCUAAAGAAGUGGGAGACAAGGCCGGAGAGGGAAGAAGUUAUGGCAAUCUCGGCAACGCUUAUCAAGGUCUAGGACAGUUCAAAACAGCCAUCCAGUACCAUCAACGUCAUCUAGAAAUUGCUAAAGAAGUGGGAGACAAGGCCGGAGAGGGAAUCAGUUAUGGCAAUCUCGGCAACGCUUAUCAAGGUCUAGGACAGUUCAAAACAGCCAUCCAGUACCAUCAACGUUAUCUAGAAAUUGCUAAAGAGGUGGGAGACAAGGCUGGAGAGGGAGGAAGUUAUGGCAAUCUCGGCAACGCUUAUGGCAGGUUAAGACAGUUCAAAACAGCCAUCCAGUACCAUCAACGUCAUCUAGAAAUUGCUAAAGAGGUGGGAGACAAGGCCGGAGAGGGAGGAAGUUAUGGCAAUCUCGGCAACGCUUAUCAAGGUCUAGGACAGUUCAAAACAGCCAUCCAGUACCAUCAACGUCAUCUAGAAAUUGCUAAAGAAGUGGGACACAAGGCUGGAGAGGGAGGAAGUUAUGGCAAUCUCGGCAACGCUUAUCAAGGUCUAGGACAGUUCAAAACAGCCAUCCAGUACCAUCAACGUCAUCUAGAAAUUGCUAAAGAAGCGGGAGACAAGGCCGGAGAGGGAAUCAGUUAUGGCAAUCUCGGCAACGCUUAUAAAGGUCUAGGACAGUUCAAAACAGCCAUCCAGUACCAUCAACGUCAUCUAGAAAUUGCUAAAGAGGUGGGAGACAAGGCCGGAGAGGGAAUCAGUUAUGGCAAUCUCGGCAACGCUUAUCAAGGUCUAGGACAGUUCAAAACAGCCAUCCAGUACCAUCAACGUCAUCUAGAAAUUGCUAAAGAGGUGGGAGACAAGGCCGGAGAGGGAGGAAGUUAUGGCAGUCUCGGCAACGCUUAUAACAGUCUAGGACAGUUCAAAACAGCCAUCCAGUACCAUCAACGUCAUCUAGAAAUUGCUAAAGAGGUGGGAGACAAGGCCGGAGAGGGAGGAAGUUAUGGCAGUCUCGGCAACGCUUAUAACAGUCUAGGACAGUUCAAAACAGCCAUCCAGUACCAUCAACGUCAUCUAGAAAUUGCUAAAGAAGUGGGAGACAAGGCCGGAGAGGGAAUCAGUUAUGGCAAUCUCGGCAACGCUUAUCAAGGUCUAGGACAGUUCAAAACAGCCAUCCAGUACCAUCAACGUCAUCUAGAAAUUGCUAAAGAGGUGGGAGACAAGGCCGGAGAGGGAAUCGGUUAUGGCAAUCUCGGCAACGCUUAUCAAGGUCUAAGACAGUUCAAAACAGCCAUCCAGUACCAUCAACGUCAGUUAGAAAUUGCUAAAGAAGUGGGAGACAAGGCUGGAGAGGGAAAAAGCUAUUGCUCUCUCGGCAUGAUUCAUGAGGCUCAAAGAGAGUUGAAAACAGCUUUUGAGUUUUUUCUACGUCACCUAGAAAUAUCCAAAGAAGUGGGAGAUAAGACUGGAGAGGCGUGCUCACUCUGCUCCCUUGGAAUCAGUUUUGAGAGCCAAGGAAAUCUUAUGAUGGCCUUUGACUGUUAUUACUCGAGCGUAGAAUUGUAUGAUGAUAUCAGGGCCAGUCUUCAACUCAACGAUCAGUGGAAGAUUUGUUAUCGUAAUUUACACCAAGGAGCAUACAAAGGUUUGUGGCGUAUAAAUCUCAAGCGAGGUCAAGUUGUGAAGGCUCUUCUUACCUCAGAGAAAGGACGUGCUCAAGCUCUGAGAGAUCUCAUGGUCAUAAAGUAUCAGCCUGAAGAUUCUUUAACGCCUAGAGCAUCCCGCAUUUCUCUGAGGUGGGUUCCAUUGAGCACAGUUUUCAUAGCUAUUAAUGGACCAUGUGUUUACUUCUGGGUUUGCCUCAGUGAAAAUAAUAUCCAGAAGAGAGAAGUACACGUGAACAAAUACAAGUAUGAGGAUGAAUUGAAAGUUUUCAUGCAGGUACUGAACAAAACUGCUCUUAAGGAGAUCAGUAAAAGAGAUACUGUGACCAUCGAAUAUCGUCCGCUUGACUUGCCGACAGAAGAGGAAGUGGCCAAUGAUGUGAUCCCAGUUGAUGUGAGGCACUCCCAAUCCAGCGCUUUAAAGAAGCUGCAUGACAUCAUCGUUACUCCUAUUGCUGACCUGAUCGAAGGCAACGACGAGAUCACGUUCGUUCCUGAGGGGCCAUUUUGCCUUGUACCUUAUGCAGCGUUGCAGGACUCCAACUCAUCAUAUCUAAGUGACUCUUUCAGAAUUCGUGUGCUUCCCUCUCUGACGACCUUGCAACUAAUUCAUGAUUGUCCAGCUGACUUUCACAUGAAGACUGGUGCAUUGCUUGUCGGCGACCCAUGUUUCAAACAUAUCAUCUAUGAGGAAAGACUUUUGGUGCAACUUCCAGGAGCAAGGAAAGAAGUGGAGAUGAUCGGACGUAUCCUCAAUGUCUCCCAUCUCACUGGAGAAAUGGCAACAAAAGAUGAAGUGUUAAAACGAAUAUCAUCAGUGGCCUUAGUUCACAUAGCAGCCCACGGUAAAAUGGAAACUGGAGAAGUUAUCUUGGCACCAAACACCACAAGAGAUAACCCUCAGCCGCAAGAGAAAGACUAUCUACUGACAAUGAAAGAUGUCAUGGAAACUGGGUUGCGAGCACGUCUGGUUGUACUUAGCUGCUGUCACACUGCUUGUGGGGACGUCAUGGCCGAGGGUGUGGUCGGCAUGGCGCGUGCACUUUUGAGUGCCGGUGCCAGAUCUGUUGUGGUAACCUUGUGGGCGAUUGGCGACGAGGGAACCGUAGAGUUCAUGAGUUUCUUCUACCAUGCACUUGCCAAAGGCAAGAAGGCAAGUGAAGCUCUCAAUCAGGCCAUGAAGUGUAUGAGAGAAAUCGAAAAGUUCAAGGAGGUGAUUUACUGGGCACCAUUUGUACUCAUUGGUGACGACGUCAGCCUGGAUUUCAAGGAGAUUUAG
Messenger RNA from Pocillopora meandrina, 3606 nucleotides. The record is from the annotation of a GenBank genome assembly. Lineage: Eukaryota; Metazoa; Cnidaria; Anthozoa; Scleractinia; Pocilloporidae.